This is a messenger RNA of Piliocolobus tephrosceles (Ugandan red Colobus), 2238 nucleotides long. RefSeq names its product ETS variant transcription factor 7 (gene ETV7). The record is from RefSeq and is a predicted model, not a curated record. Gene Ontology annotation, biological process: cell differentiation; regulation of transcription by RNA polymerase II. Bases 282 to 1760 code for a protein of 492 amino acids. Lineage: Eukaryota; Metazoa; Chordata; Mammalia; Primates; Cercopithecidae. Gene Ontology annotation, cellular component: nucleus. The transcript has 7 exons. Gene Ontology annotation, molecular function: DNA-binding transcription factor activity, RNA polymerase II-specific; sequence-specific DNA binding.
AUGCGCACAACCUCUCUUGAGACAGGGGGAGCUGAGACAGAUGGAAAGGGUGAUGGGUGGGCAGGCACCAACUCUGGAGCUCUCAGAGGCCCAGGAAAAGGUGUCAGUCGGGAUCUCCGAGUAGUCUGGCCCUGCUCAGGAGAGCACAGCCGCUCUGAUGGUGGCGCUACAGUUCCGGACCUGUGGGGCCUCCGCGGGGCCAAACGGCAGACCGAGACAGUAUCGGGGCCGGGAAGGUCACCCACCCCUAAACGGAGAGGCACCAGGCCCAGGAACACCCCAUGGGAGGCCCCUUCCCAUCCCAUGUGCGGAGACUCACAGGGUCUUGCUCCUGGGCUCGGUACCAUGAGAGAGGCAGCUGGUCCCGAGUUCAGGACUCCCUAAGAGGAUCCUUAGCUCCUCAGAUCCUGCAGAAUCCCACCUCUGCCCCAGUGGGAGCCAAGGCCUGGUCGCCAGAGGGCCUGUCCGCCGGCAGAAGGCUGUGUGCAGGACCCACGCCUCCCAGGCUGGCGAGCGGGAAGCGCCUCGGGGCUGCGCUCCCGCGGGGCCGCGCUCCCGCGGGGCCGGCCCCUGCCCUGCCCCUAGCCCGCAGCGGCGCGAGUGGAAGCGCAUCCCGCUCUUUCGUUUUCGUUUCCCGGAAGGAUAGCGAUUACCGGAGCGCCUGGCGCCCCUGCCCGCCUGCGGGGGACCAGGGCGCACACGCCUUGGCGCUUCUCGAAAGACAUUUCCUCCCACGCGACCUUCCAGUUCUCGGAGCCAGGUUAGGGGUUUGGGGGAGGAGGACUGGGAGCGCGGGCCUAGGGCCCCAGCAGCCACAGCCAGGGGAGCGCUCACGACAGAAAGCCGGUGGCUUCCUCACCUACACCUGUAAUGCAGGCAUCCAGCCCGCACUGUGGAGCAGGGAGGACGUGCUGCACUGGCUGCGCUGGGCAGAGCAGGAGUACUCUCUGCCAUGCACCGCGGAGCACGGGUUUGAGAUGAAUGGACGUGCCCUCUGUAUCCUCACCAAGGACGACUUCCGGCACCGCGCGCCCAGCUCAGGUGACGUCCUGUAUGAGCUGCUCCAGUACAUCAAGACCCAGCGGCGAGCCCUUGUGUGUGGGCCUUUUUUUGGAGGGGCCUUCAGGCUGAAGACACCUACCCAGCACUCUCCUGUCUCCCCGGAAGAGGUGACUGGCCCUUCUCAGAUGGACACCCGAAGGGAACACCUGCUGCAGCCACCAGACCCAGGGCUUACCAGCUCCUUUGGCCAUCUGGAUGACCCUGGCCUGGCCAGGUGGACCCCUGGCAAGGAGGAGUCCCUCAACUCAUGUCACUGUGCAGAGCUCACCUGCAGGACCCAGGGGGUCUGUUCCUUCCCUGCGAUGCCACGGGCCCCCAUUGACGGCAGGAUCGCUGACUGCCGGCUGCUGUGGGAUUACGUGUAUCAGCUGCUCCUUGACCCCCGGUAUGAGCCCUACAUCAGGUGGGAAGACAAGGACGCCAAGAUCUUCCGAGUUGUGGAUCCAAAUGGGCUCGCCAGACUCUGGGGAAAUCACAAGAACCGGGUGAACAUGACCUAUGAGAAGAUGUCUCGUGCCCUGCGCCACUAUUAUAAGCUUAAUAUCAUUAGGAAGGAACCGGGGCAGAAGCUCCUGUUCAGAUUUCUAAAGACUCCAGGAAAGAUGAGCCAGGACAAGGACAGCCACCUGGAGCCGCUGGAGAGCCACGAGCAGGACAGAAUGGAGUUCAAGGACGAGAGGCCAGAAAUCUCUCCGUGAGGGGCAGGUGGACUCCGGGCACCCGGUACCGAUGGGGCAGGGACCGAGUCUCCUAUGAAGGCAGCCUCCUCCUCCCAGCAGAGCAGCAGGAUCCCCAGCCAGAUGCUGUACCCACAGGAUUACAGCCAUUGCUUGGGAGGGCUGGGAGGCCUCCCAUCCGGGACACUGGGGGCAGGAGUGUCAUCUUUUGGGCAGGGCGAUCCUGGGGCUAAAUGGGGUACAGGGGAGUGUUCUCUCUCCUGCUGCAGCCCCGGGAGAGAAAGCCAGGCACCGAUAGAGCAUCCAGCUCCACCCCUGUAAAUGGAAUUUCCAGGAUGAAGGGAAUGAGGUCCCUCACUGAGCCUCAGAUUUCCUCACCUGUGAAAGGGGCUGCUCCUGAAAACCCCAACCUCAGGGCUGAUGCAGGAAAUGGGAAAAAGUAUCAGUGCUUUGAGGCAGCAUGGACAGCCUCAGUAAUAAUAAAAACAAUGCUAGCUGG